AUGCCAAAUCGUCGCGUCCCGUGGAAAAAAGAAGACAAAGAGAUUUUGUUUGCUCGUCGCAAGGAGUACGCCCACUUGACCGUGGCAGAAUUUACACAGCCUUUCCAGAAAUUUUACCCAGAGCGCACUGCUAAAGCGAUAGGUCAAACCCUUUGGCUAGCGAGUAAAAGAAAAGGGAGACUUUCGCAAAGUGGCAAAGCUGGGAUGAGUCUGGAUGCUGUGACUGCUACUACUACUACUCCUCCUUCGACGAACGACGACGACGACGACGACGACGAAGAAGACGAAGUAGACUCUAGCCCAGAAGAGCAAAAUGAGGAUAUUUCAUUCAUGGGAGAGCGAACUCCCAACAAGCGUAUCAAACGGACCUAUUCCACAAGGUCACAGGCAUCUCUAGACAAGCCUCAGGAUCCACCUAUCGUUAGAUCUCAAUCAAGUGAAUAUUCACAGCGCUUGGAUAAUUCUUCGCUGAUGUUAUCACUGCGAGCUGGUGGAAGGCAUAGUACAGAGUAUACCAGUCCCUACCAGAUUCCACAGACGAACACAUUCGAUACGAAUCCUAGCUUUUCAGCACCCCCUCCAGCUCCUACUCUCUUUGAAGAAUUUAUCGCGCAAGGACAGACGCAGAACCUUCACCAAGAGGUACAACAUGAGAAGGAAAGCGAGCAGCCGCAACCCCAAAAUCAAGCGGCACAAGGCACCGUAAAGGAAGAAAACGCCCGCUCACCAUCCGAAAUCAGAAGGCAAUUUGCCCAAGUAAACGCAGCAUUAUAUCCGAUCCUGGAGAUGGCGUUAUCUCGCAGCGAAGCUAGCGAUACGGAGAAAGUGCGUAUAGAGAGCGAGCUUCUCGCUCUUCAGAAGCAAUACGAGUCAAUGCAGACAGAUAAAGAUGGUCAAAUCUCCCAGUUGCAGGGAGAAAUUGAUCGUUACCGGAACGAAAGAGAGAAUUGGCUGAAUGGACAGAAAGAACAGGAACGCCUGGUGAAUGAGAAUGCGGACUUGAGAAGUAGGCUCCGUAAGUUGGCAUCUGAUGCUACGCAGGGACUCUAA
Messenger RNA from Talaromyces atroroseus, 1050 nucleotides. RefSeq lists its product as hypothetical. NCBI's taxonomy places the organism in Eukaryota, Fungi, Ascomycota, Eurotiomycetes, Eurotiales, Trichocomaceae. The record is from RefSeq and is a predicted model, not a curated record. The transcript is spliced from 5 exons. The coding region runs from base 1 to 1050 and encodes 349 amino acids.